Trichoplax adhaerens is the source of this 1524-nucleotide messenger RNA. RefSeq lists its product as uncharacterized. Gene Ontology annotation, cellular component: mitochondrion. The coding region runs from base 1 to 1524 and encodes 507 amino acids. Gene Ontology annotation, molecular function: pyridoxal phosphate binding. The transcript has 16 exons. The record is from RefSeq and is a predicted model, not a curated record. NCBI's taxonomy places the organism in Eukaryota, Metazoa, Placozoa, Uniplacotomia, Trichoplacea, Trichoplacidae. Gene Ontology annotation, biological process: GABA catabolic process.
AUGUUUUUACUACCUAAGCAAUCGGUCAACGCCCAUGGCAAUACCUUUCGUCUUAUAAAGAGACUCCAGAAUGGUAUACAAAAAUGGUAUUCACUCCAGCAAGCUUCUACGGAAACCAACCAAAAGCGUCGUUUUGAUACCUAUAGUCAACCAUUAAUGAAAACACCGAUGCCUGGUCCUCGUUCAAAGGAAUUGUUAAAAUCUCUAAGGCAGAUACAGGAUGUUACAGCAGUACAAUUUUUUACUGAUUUUCAACAAAGUCAGGGCAAUUAUAUUGUUGACGUCGAUGGAAAUAGAUUACUUGACAUAUUCUGUCAAAUUGCAUCUUUGCCGUUGGGUUACAAUCAUCCUGAUCUUAUUCAAGCCUUACUUAAUCCUGAUAAUGCGUCUGUUAUUAUUAAUCGCCCUGCGCUUGGUGUUAAUCCACCGGUCGACUUUCCUACGAAAUUACACGAGACUAUCAUCGAGGUAUCGCCUCCAGAAUUAAAAAAUGUCACUCUAAUGGGCUGCGGUUCUUGCUCAAAUGAAAACGCAUAUAAAAUGGGAUUUAUUUGGUAUAUGAGAAAGAAACGAGAUGGAAAACCACCCACAAAGGAAGAAUUGGAAUCUACACUUUUAAAUAAAGUUCCUGGAUCGCCUAAACUUAGCAUCUUAUCGUUCGAUGGCGGUUUUCACGGUAGAACAAUGGGCACCUUAUCAACCACCCAUUCCAAGGCAGUCCAUAAAUUGGAUAUUCCUGCUUUUGAUUGGCCUACGGCGCCCUUUCCACAGUUGAAAUAUCCACUGGAAAACUUUCAGAAAGAAAAUCAAUUAGAAGAGGAGCGGUGCUUAGAUAAGGUUAAGCAAUUAAUUAAUGAAUAUGAAAACAAGGGUUCCCCGGUCGCUGUAAUCGUUGUUGAACCUAUUCAGGCGGAAGGAGGUGAUAAUCAUGCAUCGGUAGCAUUUUUCCGACAGUUACGAAACAUUGCUAAAGAAGUUGGAGCUGCUUUUCUUGUUGACGAAGUACAAACUGGAUGCGCAGCUACCGGCCAUAUGUGGGCUCACGAAAGUUGGGAGUUGGAUGAUCCCCCUGAAAUGGUUACAUUUAGCAAAAAGAUGCAAUUAGGGGGAAUAUAUCAUAAGGAUGAAAUGAGAGUGGAUGAGAGUUAUCGCGUCUUUAACACUUGGUUAGGAGAUUCUUCGAAGUUGGUCUUAUUAGAAGCGAUCAUUAAUUGCAUUAAACGAGAGAAACUAAUAGAUCUUGCGAAAGAAUCCGGAGAAGUUUUGCAAACUGGUCUAAAAUCACUAGCGUCGAAAUAUCCAAACAUAAUAUCUCGUCCUCGUGGAAUGGGAACGUUCUGCGCUAUUGACUUUAUUGAUAGCAAAAAACGAGAUGAAAUUAUUGCUGAUUUAAAAAAUAAUGGAAUAAUGGCGGGCUCGUGUGGUGCAUUAGCAAUGCGGUUAAGGCCUGCCCUAAUAUUUGAGCCAUACCAUGCCAACUACUUCAUUGAUGCAUUUGAUAGUGUGUUAAGUAAACAUAAGUAA